Molecule: messenger RNA, 12073 nt
Organism: Xenopus tropicalis (tropical clawed frog)
Lineage: Eukaryota; Metazoa; Chordata; Amphibia; Anura; Pipidae
Gene: zbtb20
Product: zinc finger and BTB domain containing 20
Exons: 5
Coding region: 416-2671 (751 amino acids)
Cellular component (GO): nucleus
Molecular function (GO): sequence-specific double-stranded DNA binding
Source: RefSeq, a predicted model, not a curated record
GUGAGUGCCGGCUGCCGUAGCAGGGACCCCCAGCGUGCCCUAUGUGGAUGAUACCGGGCGGAGCGAGGAACCCCCGCCGUGCUCCCCAGCACCCAGACCUGCUGCAUUAAAGAGCUUCGAUGCUGCUUCUGUUCUCUCCCUUCCCAAAUGAUUGUCUGCACUAACCCUGACACUUGGAGUGACCUGCCCGAGGAGUGACGCCACUGAACUACUGAAGAAACGCAGGACAGCUGAAAAGCAGAAGGCGUCUGUGGAGAAUGAGAUUAGUCAGUGGAGAGGAGGCAGUGCCAAGCCAGGCCGUCCCUGCCAGAACUUUCUAGCUGUUCUAUUCCGCUGCCCAGCCUUAUCCAACUCAUACAGACAUCAAGCAACCAAUCAGCACGCGUCGCCUGAUAGUGACAUCAGUUGCAAGGGGAUGACAGAGCGCAUUCACAGCAUCAACCUCCACAACUUCAGCAAUUCCGUGCUCGAGACCCUCAACGAGCAGCGCAACCGUGGCCACUUCUGUGACGUGACGGUGCGAAUCCACGGAAGCAUGUUGCGGGCCCACCGCUGCGUGCUGGCCGCUGGCAGCCCAUUUUUCCAGGACAAGCUGCUGCUGGGAUACAGCGACAUCGAGAUUCCCUCGGUGGUGUCGGUUCACGCGGUGCAGAAGCUGAUCGACUUCAUGUACAGCGGGGUGCUGAGGGUUUCCCAGUCGGAGGCGCUGCAGAUCCUGACGGCCGCUAGUAUUCUGCAGAUAAAGACGGUCAUCGACGAGUGCACGCGAAUCGUCUCGCAAAAUGUCGGAGGAGUGUACCCCCUUUUACCGGACUCUGCUCAAGAGACGCCCAGGGGGACCCCCGAGUCGGGCACCUCUGGGCAGAGUAGCGACACCGAAUCAAACUACCUUCAGAGCCAUCGUCAGCACAGCGUUGACCGGAUCUACUCCGCUCUGUAUACGUGUUCCAUGCACAACGGCAGCGGGGAGCGGUCCUUCUACAGUGGAGCCCUGGUUAGCCACCACAAGACUGCCUUAGGGCUGCCUCGGCAACACCACAUGGAGGAACCCAGCUGGAUCACCCGCAUACACCAACGAUCCCAGAGAAUGGAGCGGUACCUCUCCGCCACUCCCGAGACCACCCACUGCCGGAAGCAGCCACGCCCGGUCCGUAUCCAAACACUAAUGGGCAACAUUCACAUUAAGCAGGAGGUGGAGGACGACUAUGACUACUACGGGCAGCAGAGCUCGCAGGCGCUGGAAAGGAACGAGUCGGAAGAGUGCACUGAAGACACCGAUCAAGCAGAAGGCACUGAAAGUGAACCCAAAGGCGAAAGCUUUGACUCCGGAGUCAGCUCAUCCAUCGGCACAGAGCCCGACUCCGGAGAGCAGCAGUACAUGCCCAUCCUCAGCCGAGAGGGUCCGCAGGAGCCUUCCCAAGCAGAGUCCAACAACCUGCCCACCGAGGGCAGUGAAAACCAGGACCAACCGCACUUAGAAACCAGCUCUUCCUCCCCCGAGAGGAACCUUGAUACGGACAGCACAGUGCUCCGAGUUAGCAAUAGCACCGACAAGGGGGUCGUACAGACUUCGGUUACCCAGUCCAUAGCGCAGACAAUGCCAAAUACCCAACUCUACUUACGUCAGACAGAAACUCUCACCAGCAACCUGAGGAUGCCGCUCACCCUGACUAGUAAUACCCAGGUCAUUGGCACCGCUGGCAACACCUACCUUCCUACCCUUUUUACCACCCAAGCAGCCGGGAGUGGCCCCAAGCCUUUCCUUUUCAGUCUGCCCCAGUCUAUACCUGGUCAGCAAACCCAGUUUGUGACGGUCCCCCAGUCUGGCAUCUCUCCAUUCGCUGGCCAGUAUCAGAACACUUCCCAAACCAGUCACAGCACAUCAAGUGCACAAGGAGAAAAAAAGCCUUACGAGUGCACCCUGUGUAACAAAACUUUUACCGCCAAACAGAAUUACGUGAAGCACAUGUUUGUACAUACAGGGGAGAAGCCGCACCAGUGCAGCAUCUGUUGGCGCUCCUUCUCCUUGAAGGAUUACUUAAUCAAACACAUGGUAACGCACACCGGUGUGAGGGCCUACCAGUGCAGCAUCUGCAACAAGCGCUUCACGCAGAAGAGCUCCCUCAACGUCCACAUGCGCCUUCACCGGGGGGAGAAGUCCUACGAGUGUUACAUCUGCAAGAAGAAGUUCUCCCACAAAACCCUGCUAGAAAGGCACGUGGCCCUCCACAGCGCUACCAACGGCACUGCCAGCCUCCCAAUCACCGCUGCACCCCCAGGCUCAGUUCCAGCCCCAGGUUCAGCUCAGCCUCUGGGCUCGGCUCCAAUCUCUGGUACCACUCCCGGCCAGGGAUUGCCACCGACCCCCAACAUGGCUCCAACCCCUGUCUUGGCCAACGCUCAAGUCUUGCCUGCGGCUCCAGUCUUAGCACCGGCUUCCGCCUUGGUACAAGCUCCAGUCUUGGUCUCUGCCUUAGCACCAACCCCAAACCUGGUUCACCCCCCCACGCCUUCCCCGACCCCCGGCCCCGUUCUAGCCCCGCGGCCUCCCAAUGGCGGUGUCGCGACCGGUGCCGAGGGCACAACGUACGUUUGCUCAGUCUGUCCAACUAAGUUUGACCAAAUCGAGCAGUUUAACGACCACAUGAGAAUGCACGUUUCUGAUGGAUAAAUAUCGUCCAUUCUUACGAACAAACAAAAAAAGCUAUGGCACUAGAAAUUUAAGGUUUUUUGUUUUUAUUUUAUUUUUAUUUUUUUUUGGCAUUUUCUACUACAUGAAGAACUGUAUUGCCUGCUGGUACAUUACAUUUCCGGAGAGUGGGGUUAAUAUAUAUAUCUCUAUAUAUCAAGGUAUAUAACCUGCGUAUAUAUAUGACGAUCCAGUCUCCCUCAGAUGGUGGCCUUAAGGCUUGGUAGAUUUACCCGAAUUCUACUGGUUGGAAUUCAAGCUACUGGCCUCUAAAUACAACCCUUCUUUAAAAAAAAAACAACAAAAAAAAAAUAACAAAAUCCACAAAAAAAAAAAAAAGACCCGUUUUCCACUUGUGUAGAGCACUACAAUACAACCAAUAAUAUAACGGAUAUUAAACAAGGCCGACUGUCUCUUAACCCGACAGUGUUCUCUUUCUGGUUCAUUUCUCCCCGCGCUUGUCACCCUUUGUGUCACGCACCGAGACUCCAUAGCACCCGGAUCACAGGAAAAUACAAACUGCGCCACCUUUUUUUCCCUAUUUUUGCGGCAUUAUGUGUAUUUUUUUUUUUUUUUUGAGCUUUUUUUUUUAUUACGAGGGGGGUGGUUUUGGAGACGAGGGGGCAAUUCCGAGAGGAUGGGAUGAGCGCACACACACCGGCAACCGCAGUUAUGACUGGAAUGGGCGUCGGAGAACCUGCCCGCCAUUUUUCUUUUUCUUGCUGUGGUCCAUUGUGCCCAGUUACCCAUAACCCUCCUCUCCUGUUCCCUUGGAAACCAUCUGCAGCCGUCUGUCACUUGCUGUAAAGGAACCAAGAGCGACAUAAAGACACUAAAGGGCAAAAUGAAGAAAACAUGUUCGAGCAACUCAUAUUGUAUUCAUGUCGGUGACUCCCGCUUGGUGGUGGGACAAGGACACGCUAACCAUAAAUACUGUCUACACGCAACCAAUAUGUCAGAGACGAUCACACGUGGGUAGAUCCAACCUAACCUUUUAUAGUUUGGUACCUUCUUCUAUAGGGCUGAACUGGAGAAACUUCACUUUAGGUCUUCAACGUCAUUAUAUUGGGAGGCUUCCAAAGGGUGAGUGGGAAAUGGCGGCCAAAGCCGACGGUUUGUACAACUGUGAACCUUCUGAAAUCGCAGACGCACCGUAAUGCUGAGUUUUCCAAUAUCCCAAAUUUACCAAAAAAACACAACCUUGGAGAGUUUAGAGGAGACUUUACUGCCAUUAGGGGGUGCAUUGUUAUAUGUGUAUAUAAGGGCCCGCCCUGCACACGUUCAUACGUGUGCAACGAAAUUCAACAUUCUGUCCAAUCUUCAAACUCCGAGGAAAUCAGCUUUAAGAAUGUGGCGUGUUGAUGAACUCGUCAUUACGGCGUCGCGUGUAUUUCAGAGAGGGGCCACAGGGCACUCAAUUUGUAUAAAAAAAAGAGCAUUUUGUUGUCGUUGUGUGUCCACCAAGGUCGUACACUGAGAAGAACUUGGGGUUCUAUAUCUUUACAGGGCUUCCCAAAUAGGAUCCUCCUCUAGUCACCUGGGUAUGUAGGGAUCAGCCAUAACUAUGGAGACAUGGGACGGAGGAGCCAGUCUGUCACAUUUACUCCAGAUGGAGUCCAGCUUGUGAGCUUGGCCUUGAAUGAAACACAAUUCUGUUUUUUUUCAUUAUUUACAACUUGUCUUGGAAGCCCUUGGCCACCAGAAUUGGGAUUUGGCAAUUCUUGUCCAUUAGGGGGAAGUCUUUUUACUUUCCAACCCAGCCUGGUGGCAAAAGAAGAGUGUCCGAAUGUGUUUAUGGAGAUACCCUGUCAUAAGGGCUUUCUCCUGACCAAUGGGGAGAUGUUUAUUUAAAGGUGUAUUACAGGGGUGAAAGUUGAAAUCUUCAGGAAAAAUUCUGUUCUGGCAGCCAUAGACGUUCCUAGUUUGGCAAAAAGAGGCAGUUGUUCUCAUCAAGUCCCAUCUUAUUGUUCUAGAUGUUCUAGAUCUAGGUAUAAAGGAGACAAGUCUCAGUAUCCAGCACUUUUUAUGUCUCGUCUGUAGGAGUCAUUUACUCGUUACCCCUUGCUACAAAGAUCAUUAAAUUGAGGAUUUAGGAUUAAGGCAAAUUAAUUGUACGUUUUGGUUAGGACGUCUCUUUGUGACGGGGGGGCAUCAGUUAUCAGUGACGUCGGGUUCCAAUAAUGUUUAUGAAAGUUGGGGCAGAUUAUAUGAAACCAACGCUGAAUGUGGCCAUGAAGGGGUAGAUGGAUUAUAUGGAUAUAAAUGGUUUGGAGUCGGAUUCAGAGCUCUGCUUGCUCGGUUCCGUACUCCACCCUGCCGGUUCUACGCCUGCUUCUGAAUUCCUUGCCCCCGAGGAGCUUCUCGGCUUGUGUUCCCGAGGGCGACUUGGCUGGGCGCUUGCAUUGACGCUGCACUUUGCCACUCAUACUGCUGCAUUUGUAUUUUUGUUGCCCUUUGUACUACUAUAGGGGUCAAAAUCUUGCCCCAUGAAUGAUUGGUGGUAAAUGGGAACCAGCAUAUUCUUAUUCUAUAUAUAAUGGGGGGAGCUCUUCUGCUGCUUGAGUAAAUAAUCCCACAGAAUCAGAACGCUCUGUUCAAGAUCAGCUUGGAUACAUGGGUAUUAAUGAGAGUUAUCACACUGAUGGAUAUGUUCUGUGCGUCUUGUAAGGCAAUUGCCCCUGUAGGGCGCCCUGCCCUACAGCCAAACUGGACUUCUGUUUGUUGCCCUGGGUGUUCAUGACGUACAAACUCAAAACCAAGUUGCAUGUGGGGUAACUGCUCCAUUGGGCUGGUUUUGUGCUCGUUAUGUAUUGAGAGGUGUCCGACCCUGCAGACCUCAGUUUGGGAGAGAUUUUGGGGGAACUGGUAAUCUGUACCCCCCAGGUGUUCAUUGGGAAGAGAUGGGGGUAGAUUAAAGCUAAUCCAAAAGCAAUCCAGUGUAUGAACAGAAGCUUUCCGGUUCCGUGCACUUUUAUGGGAUCACUCUGUGCAUGUUAUGGGUUUGUUCCUCCUGAUGGUAUGUGUGGAGUUACUUGAGGUUUCCAUUAAUAUCCGUUUUCAGUUGGCAAGUUCUCUUGGGCCCUGGCCUCCCUUCACUUCCGUUUGGGUUCUUGCACGGGUAUUAUAACACUAUAAGAGGGGAGGAGACAUGGUUGUCGUCAGAUAAAAACAGUAGAGUAUUGUGAAAGGCCGAAGUAAUUGGGAAGCAUCAGAGCAGGUUCUAGAGCCGUUCUCUCAUUAUUGUAUUAGAUAUUGGUUGGAGCUUGGAUUCUGUUGGCCCCAAAGGUUGGCUUGAGAAACUGUUAAUGGUUAUAUUCCAAUGUUACCAGUUUGUGGAGGUCCAUAACCAAUUAAAUUGUGUUACUUCUUCCAUGCCCCACAUUUACACCCAGUACCCCAUGGGGAGAUCUAGAACUGCAUGUGGCCAGGUCAGAGAUUGAUAGCCACCCAAGAAUACUAGUGAGUCCAGUUACAUGCAACUCCCAUGCCAUAAUUAUUCUUGUGCCCCGUGUAAGCUUGGGGCAAAUAGUCAGCCUGGAGUCCCUUGUAUGAAUGUUAGCGGGGCAUUUCUAGCUCACAUGAUGGGAUUCACUCUGUAUUACACUAAGCAAAGCUAGGCCACCCCAGGCUCCCCUCCUUCCAUAGUAACCUGAUAGCUGUCUAAUAGGCUGAAAGACAAAUUGUUAACUCAAAAAUCACAACAAAGGCCAAAUACAAAUGUUCUUAGAAUAAAAUUGCCCACAUAGAACACAAAAUAGUUCUAAGGUGACGUUAUACUAGUGCCAGUCCCUUGGCUUUGUCUUUGGGGUUCAACCAUCAUCUAGUAAUUGCGACUAUCCAGUUGCCCCAGUGCAGGUUCUGACAGUAACCAAUCAGGUGCAUAGAUGUUAGAGUGGCUCCUGAGUGAGACCACAGGCCCAUAGGGACCAUUGACCCCAUUAAACCACAGGUGCUGAGGUGCCAGUGGGGCCCUUGAGUGCCAACUUGGGUGCAUACAAAGCAUUGUGACAUACGGCUGCUCCUGGGGGGACGGUGUUGAACCUCUACACAGCAAGGCACUUUUAGUAGUCGAGAUCCAGAUUAGGGUUCUGGUUCUGUUGAGUGUGACCCAACUUUCUGAUAGGGAAACCUUAAUUAUCUCCAUCCCGUUUGUUUCCAUAUUGGAUUGCAACAAUGCAAUGGCAGCCCCGUGUCUACAAAGGAGGAAUAAAUCUUGGCGGGGUAUUAUGGUUUCCCUGAAUGCCCUUGGUGAUGCAUUGUGGGUUUUUUCCUGCCAAUGGGAGGAGACUUGAGUUUGCACUACUACACAGAGUGAUGCUGAUGCUUUAAUCAGACCCAUCUUAUUGGCCGGCCCCUUGGCCUAUAGAGAGUUCUGUGGUUUGUCAGAUGAGAGGUCCCACAUUCAUUGCUUAUACUGAUUGCCAAAUCCCCCUGCAGUCUAAUGAAGUUGUGUUGGUCAAUGCCUGGAAUGAAAUACAAAUUUGGGUAAUUUACCUGUAAAAAGCACUUAAGCUCUAAAAUGAAAUGGAGCAUAAAAAUUCAACAUCCCAAGGCAAAGGCGACGCAACUGUUUGUAGGGUUUGGGCGGAAAUGCUGCUCGGAAUCUCCCAUUGAGUUCCGCAGGGGAUGCGCCACGUUCCUCCCAGUCGUCCCGUCUCCUUCCGCGAGUGCUCCCUGGCGUUUGUGUGUUUGCUCUGAGGCUUUAGUUGUUUCUUGUUGAGUUCAAUAUUGCACUACAUUUGACUGCACUGCACUGCACUACUGACACGUGAUUGCACAGGCCGAGAGACAGCGGAAACCAGGAAAGAGCACAACAAGUCGGAGAUUGGAGGGAAGGGGGGGGGGUUGGAAAUAACAGAAUAUCUGGGAUCUUAUUAACCCAUUUGCAGAAAAAUCUUCCUAGGUGAACCACAAAUGACUGCCUUCCUAGCCAUCUAUCUUCUUAUAAUUGCCUUCCUUCCCAUCAUUAGCCAAUUGCCUUCCUCCCCAUCGUUAACCAAUUGCCUUCCUUCCCAUCAUCCUAUCAUUAAAUUGUUGCCUUCCUUCCCAUCGUUAACCAAUUGCCUUCCUUCCCAUCAACCUAUCAUUAAAUUGUUGCCUUCCUUCCCAUCGUUAACCAAUUGCCUUCCUUCCCAUCGUUAACCAAUUGCCUUCCUUCCCAUCGUUAGCCAAUUGCCUUCCUUCCCAUCAUCCUAUCAUUAAAUUUUUGCCUUCCUUCCCAUCGUUAACCAAUUGCCUUCCUUUCCAUCGUUAGCCAAUUGCCUUCCUUCCCAUCAUCCUAUCAUUAAAUUGUUGCCUUCCUUCCCAUCUUUAACCAAUUGCCUUCCAUCCCAUCGUUAACCAAUUGCCUUCCUUCCCAUCAUCCCAUCAUUAAAUUGUUGCCUUCCUUCCCAUCGUUAACCAGUUUCCUUCCUUCCCAUCAUCCCAUCAUUAAAUUGUUGCCUUCCUUCCCAUCGUUAACCAGUUUCCUUCCUUCCCAUCAUCCCAUCAUUAAAUUGUUGCCUUCCUUCCCAUCGUUAACCAAUUGCCUUCCUUCCCAUCAUCAACCAAUUGCCUUCCUUCCCAUCGUUAACCAAUUGCCUUCCUUCCCAUCAUCCCAUCAUUAAAUUGUUGCCUUCCUUCCCAUCGUUAACCAAUUGCCUUCCUUCCCAUCAUCCCAUUAUUAAAUUGUUGCCUUCCUUCAUAUUAUCCCAUCUUUACUAAGCUUAUACUAUAUAUGUCCAUGUAAAGACGGGACUCCUUCCAUGCUGAAGCCUAUAGAUCUGUACCUUUGUAGAAGGCCAAAAAAGGUUGUUGAGUGAGAGGAACGUUCAUGUGUGUUCCGCCAUCUUAGCCUUAGAGAAGCAAUAGAACUAAGGGACUAACGUUCAGAACCAUAUCGGCCUUUCUUCUGCACGUUUGGGAUUUCCAGUUGGGAAUUUGCAGUUGUACGAUGGUGCUUCCUAUCAUGUGGAGACUAGUGAUGAGCACUUACCUAUGGCUCCGACUCUGAUGAUUUGUGUUAUUUCAAGUUAUUUUGUACUAGACGCCCCCCCCCCUAGAUACCCAACCUUCCAAAUAUCUGCCCUAAGAAAUUCUUUGGAAACAUUUCUCAUGAGGUUGUUGGGAACCCAUCUUGAAAGGCUUUGGCAUAUCCAUCACAAAAACAUGAAAUCUAGAGCCAGUGAUGUAGAAUUGGCGUUGAUUUUGGGGGGUUUUCCCAGACCAAAUCAGAUUAUUAAAGUGUUAUCCAUGGUCAAUGUCUUCUGUCCAUAGGGGAUACCGUAACAUGUCUCCACAUUAGACUACAAGGAGGAAACUGCUUGAAUAGUUGCUUAAUUAUUGCUUAAUUUGGGCUCUUAAGAUGUCAGAACUUUGGCUUCCAAGUACAUAUACAAAUUGUGUCAGAGGCCGUUGUAGAUUCCAUUUGAGAAAUGGCGCGGCCGUGGCACCAUAAAUCAUUCAUAAAGAUGAGUUUGUAGGAAGCCGUAGGAACGUACGGCCGUCCGUGUAGACGUCCAGUUCAGACUGAAGAAGAACUAGACUAAUACGUUGCUAGGCUUAGGGUUUUAGUUGUAAAUUAUUUCUUAUUUUAUGUGGCUUCUACAUCUGUGUAUAUAUUUGAAUUAGUAAUAAUCGCUCAAUAGAGUUUUGAGUCUUCUGCUUCUCUUGACAACACAUAAGCUGACGCCUGCUUGCUGCAAGGUCCCACCAAAACUUGGCAAAAGUUGCAAUUGCCAAGGUAAAAAAGAUGGGACGUCACGCCUGCAAUGCUGUGAUUAGAUAUUUUGCACUAGACUUUAAACAAGUUCUAUCAACUGGAGCAGCCAAAUUAAAGAAAGGACGCUACAGGAGGCUCUAGACUUGGGGGGACAUGGAGGCCAUGUCUAUAGUCGAGAGCUUUCAUGUGUAUUCAAUGCGCAAGGUCCUCCCUUCACCUUGUAUGUAGGUCAUGUCCAACCUACGUCAACUUGCACCGUUGUGUCCAUUAUGGACUGGCCAGUAUCAGAAUAAAAAGAUCGGAUAAUCACACUAACGGAACCCGUUUUGCUCCAGUCCACUGCUUGCUUUGGUUUACAAUCUUCCUCUUCCCAACGUUGGUAGAUGGGGAAGCCUUAUAACUCUACAGACCCGUAAUGGGGGUGAGUUCAAUGUUGUUGGCAUCUGCUGUGAGAAGUUCGUUCGUGUACUAACCAUGAAGCAUUGCACUUUUUUUGUUUCCCGUGUAAAAACGGGGAAAUCGUUGUUUUGUAUUUAGGUUUGUUUGUGGGUUGGGCGGGGGCGUGGCUUGGCCAACUUGGUAAUGUUUUCUGCAAUUGCUGUCUGGUGCUGGACCACUGGUGGGAAGGAAAGAAUCUGGGAGGUUUUAUACACUCGAUUCUUGGACUUCAGAAAGUUUAUUAGUGGCAAUAAACCAGUUUUGAUUCAAAAUAAAAAUCUAAAAAUAUUACCCCCGAUGAUUUUUCAUGUUCCGAGCACUUAAAUGUAAAAAUAACAAUGAAUAUAGAAGACGAGUUGUCAACGUGUCCACCACCGCCGCUCUACUGAAUGUCGACUCGACGCCCUUUGUGCGCUAUAGCGGUGCUGCUGGCAGUCAGCCCUUCCCUACCUGUCUACAGAUUUCUAUCUGUGCCCCUAACUAACACCAACUUCAUAUUUAUCCAUUACACGCAGUAUCCAACUUUUUUCUAUUAUUAUUCAAUGUUAAAUUCAUGUGUAUUUCUUAAUUCUUCUGUAGACCAAAAAGAAAGAAUAAAAAAGAGCGAAUCUAUCUGAAUAUUUGGUUAAACCGCCAUUUCUUAGGGGGGGGGUUUCAGUACUACUCGAUAUUAAUUACGCUUUUCAGUUACAUUUUUGUAUUUGUUUUUGGAGCAAGAAAACGUGUAGUUUGUAUCUGCAACAGAUUUAUAUCCUGCUGUGCAAUGUGUAUUGCCAUGUAAUCUCCAUUGGGAAUAGUUUAUGGCGGGAAGGUAAACGAUGUUCACUAGUGAUGAGCGAAUCUGUCCCAUUUUGCUUCGCAAGAAAAUUCACAAAACAGCAAGAAAAUUCAUGAAACGGUGAAAAAUUCGCGAAACAAAUUUGUCGCGUGAUUUUUUUUUGUUGCCCACAUAUAUUGUUUUGUCGCGACCACACCCGUUUUUGCCGCAACUGCGCCUUUUUUGCCGCGACUGCACCCGAUUAGCCGUGACCUUGCCCGGUUUGACGCGGCCACGCCCUUUCUAUGUGACCGCGCCCAAUUUGGUGCGACAAAAAAAAUCUGUGCGACAAAUUUUUCCGCUGUGAAUUUUCACAGAAGUUUCGCAAAACAAUUCACCAAUGGUGGAAUGCGGAAAUUCGCUGCAAAUCCAUACCUGCCGAAAAAAUUUGCUCAUCACUAAUGUUCACGUUAUUUAUUAUGAAAAAAAAAAUGCAAUUUCACGAGGGUCGAGGAGCCAAUAGUUGCCCUUUGCUGGGAGGAGACAGUCUUUGAAAGUCCCCAUAUGUUUCAACCAAUGGUAAAAAUAUAAAAGGGAAACAGGUCUUGGCUAUGAAAGGUCCGCCUCCGAUAUGUAGUUACCCCUUUGUGCCACUAGGGUAGCAGCCGGCUAUAUUGUACCUGCGCAGUAGUGGCCUAUUACCGCACAAAAUCCAGGGUUCGUUUAAGACAUUAAAAGAAUUUUGGUAAAAUUUCGUGGACCAAAUCUCAACCAGCGUUUUUGUUUUUUCUUUUUGUGAAUACGCAGGGUCAAAAAGUUUACAUUCAUAGGAGCUAAAAUGUGGUUUUAACCGAUAUGCAAAUUGAAAACAAUGUAGAUUUGGUUGUAAUGAAUUCAACAUCGUAUUCAUGUUCUUACGAGAGCCUAUUAGCUUAGUCCUUCGUGCAAAGUACAAUAUUGAUCGGGGCCUUAACGUAGAGCAAUGCACAGAAUUAGCGCUGCAAUUACGUCCACAAAAUGAAAGAUCUAUAAGUAACGAGACGGAUCUACUUUCGGUAAAUGGUCUACUGUUCCCAACAGAUUCUGCCCCGUUGCGGUUCCGUACGAGCUGCAGAACAAAAAUAUCUCCACUUGGGCCGAAAUCUCUUCCCAGCCUUAAAUCUGACCCUAUUGGCAAAAAUAUAUUUGUUUUUGUUGGAAUUGUGUUGUCUUUGACCCGGCUCAGCAGCUUCCAUAAUGUUACCCCCCAAUGUAACCCCCCAAUACUUCACCUUUAGUGUCCAACAUCUGUCGGGGUGUGAGCUUGGCAUCCCCUGAUUUAUGCAACAAUUCUUUGCCAGCUUGCCAUGCAUCAAAGGGUUCAUUUACAGAGAGAGGGGGGGUAUUUAGGGAGAAAAAAAAUUGUGCCCUUGGUUUUAAUUAUGUUGAUCAGAAAUGUCAGAUUUUUUUCUACCUUUUCUGUUUGUGAAGAAUCUUUAAGAAAAAAAAA